Lecanosticta acicola is the source of this 2167-nucleotide messenger RNA. The record is from the annotation of a GenBank genome assembly. NCBI's taxonomy places the organism in Eukaryota, Fungi, Ascomycota, Dothideomycetes, Mycosphaerellales, Mycosphaerellaceae.
AUGUCUUCCAGGUCGCCGAGAGGCUCGCUCUCGGGUGCGUCAACCUCAGCUGAAGUCGCUGCCGACUUUGCGGAGUCACUGAGAGAUCUUCAAAACAACAACCGCUAUGAGAUCAGUAACCUCACCAUCAUCGCCAAGGAGAACACCGAGCACGCUCAAGAGAUCUCGAAAGCACUCGAGAAUCACAUCAAGACGGUAAGGAAGAUUGGGUACCUUAGGUCACAUGACCUAGUGCUCCUUUCUGUCGUGCGAUGAUUGCUGACUCUCCAACAGACUGCGGCGACGCGAAAACUCCCUGCACUUUUUGUGCUUGACAGCAUUGUCAAGAACGUCGGAACUCCGUAUACCGUGUAUCUCGGCCGCAACCUCUUCAGCACGUUCAUGGACGCCUAUACCCUCGUCGACGCUGCCACUAGGAGACACAUGGACCAGAUGCUCAAGACGUGGAAGGAGCCGGUACCGGGCUCGAUAGACCCUCGAUCGGUCUUCCCGGUGGACACUGUGAGGCCCAUCGAGAAUGCGCUCAUCAAAGCGAAGACUGCAGCACUUCAAAGCUCGAGACCGCCGAACGCUGCCUACAGAGGUACCGCGACACCACCCCAGCAUUACGGACAAUUUGCGACUCCACCGCAACAGCUUACUCCACAACCAUAUGGUAGAUACCCAAGUCAUCAGGUAAGUUGCUCUCGCUUCUACGUGUGACUACCCAUCGCUGACAGAAUCCUAGUCCACGCCGCAACCGUAUGCAUCAAAUCCGUACACUGCGCCGGGGCAGCCACCACUCCAUGACGUCGAAUCGAUCAAGCAUGAAAUUUCACUUCUCAUUCCACGGUUUCACCAAAAGAUAGCCAUGACACCUCACGACUCGCAGCUGCGUAGUCAAUUGUCAGCACUGGAGACGUUGAAUAGCAUGCUUGAUUCUCGGCCGUUCAGUCCGCAAGAACUUCAGCAGAUCCGCACCCAGGUAUCCGGCCUUUCUGCAGCUCUUCCGCCGCACCAUUAUGCACCACCAGCGCCCAAGCCUGUACCUACACCGCAGUGGCAGCAGCCUGUGUCCUUCCCACCGCCACACCAGCCGCCUCCACAAGCAUUCCCAGCAGCAAUACCGUUGCCUCUUCAUAACCCAACUGCUGCGGCCCCACCUCUACCACCAACAGCGAUCAACAACUUACAGGCACUUCUGGCGAGCGUGCCAAAACCAAGCACACCGCAGAUGCGCGCCGCGAUGCCCGAAAUUCGUGAUGCGAGCCACUCGCAGCUCCAUACGCUACAGAACAACGUAGCGGCGCCAACUACUAAUGGAGCAUCGGACCUCCUCUCUUCUCUGGCUCAAGCUGGCUUGAUGAAGCCGCCGACAACCUCGAUGCCAAUGCCUUUCAGUGCUCCUCCGGCGACCGCGACACCGGCAGUGGAUACAACUGCGUCGCUGCUCAAGUCCUUGCAAGGCAUACUCCCGAUGCCGGCGGCCAAUACACCGACACAAAUGCAACCUGCUUUACCAUUAGGUCUGGCCCCUGGACCGGUGACAGCUAAGAAUUUGAAGGUCUUCCGACCCGAGCUUGUCCACGCGCUGUACGAUGCGCAAUCGAACCAGUGUAAUAUGUGUGGCCGGCGGUUUGCAACUACAGAGGAGGGGCGAGAGAAGAAGAGCCGUCACCUGGACUGGCAUUUCCGAACCAACCAGCGCAUUGCGGACCCGAAUGCGAAUCGUGGACAUCAUCGGAAUUGGUACGUGGAUGAGAUGCAGUGGGCGCAACAAGUGGAGUUCGACCCCUCCACGACGACGGCAAGCGCAGCAGAUGCGGCAGCCUCGGCGGCGAAGCCGAAGAAGGGACCGCAGGAUCAGACGAUUCGCGCGCCGCCUGGCAUGACGAAGAACACAUGCAACAUCUGCUUCGAGGAGAUGAGGAUAUCGCGCUCGGAGGACCAACAGGACUGGGUGUUCACGAACGCGACGAAGCAGGGCAACAAGAUUGUACACGCCACGUGUCUGACGGAGAUGAUGAAGGGAGCUGGUGGCAGUGGUGCAGGAGGAUCGCUGGCGGCGGCAUUGGCCAGCGUGGGUGGGGGUCAGCGGGAGCGUAGCGCAACGCCCGACUCGCUGCUGGGGAAGAGGAAGGCCGAGUCGUCGAUGGGAGGAGGAUCCGUACGCUUGAAGACAGAGUGA